This is a messenger RNA of Sipha flava (yellow sugarcane aphid), 3253 nucleotides long. RefSeq names its product exportin-2 (gene Cse1). The record is from RefSeq and is a predicted model, not a curated record. Gene Ontology annotation, biological process: protein import into nucleus; protein export from nucleus. The coding region runs from base 228 to 3152 and encodes 974 amino acids. The transcript is spliced from 21 exons. Gene Ontology annotation, molecular function: small GTPase binding; nuclear export signal receptor activity. Lineage: Eukaryota; Metazoa; Arthropoda; Insecta; Hemiptera; Aphididae. Gene Ontology annotation, cellular component: nuclear envelope; cytosol.
AUUGUUUGGUUUUGCUUUGCAUAUCGGUCAAUUUUUCGAAGAAACGGUUACAUGCUUGUAACGUGACUUCAAUCGUUUUUAUAUUUUUUUAAAAUUUAAUUCUACUGAUAAACUAAUACUCAUUUAAGUUUAAUUUAAUAUCUAUAUUUGUUUUCGAAUCCUAGUAACUAGGUGAACUUAAGUAUUUAGUACAUAUUUUACCUCGAACUUAUUAAAAGUUAAUCAAGAUGGAUAUGUCAACUGAUAAUAUUAAUAAUUUGAUAAAAUGUCUUCAAGCCACAUUAAGUUCUGAUCCCAUUGAACGGAAGCAAGCUGAAAACUUCUUACUUUCAAUUGAAUGUAACAAAAACUAUCCAUUAUUAUUACUACAUAUAAUCAAUGCACCAAAUGAUGCUAAUGUUGAUUUGGUUAAAAAAAUUGGAGCUGUUACAUUUAAAAAUUAUAUAAAACGUAACUGGCCUAUUGAUGAAGACACCUUACAAAACAAAAUUGAUCAAGAAGACCGCUUAUUAAUAAAAGAUCAAAUUGUUUCUGUAAUGUUGAAUGCUCCAGAAGCUGUGCAAAAACAGUUAAGUGAUGCUAUUUCACUUAUAGGUCAACAUGAUUUCCCAGAUAAUUGGCCAAAUCUAUUACCGACAAUUAUUGAAAAUUUUGGAUCAUUUAUUGCCGCACCUACAAGAGAUUUAACUCCUAUUAAUGGAGCUUUGGAGACAGCUCAUUCAUUGUUUAGAAAAUAUAGAUAUGAGCUCAAAUCUCAGAAACUUUGGACUGAAAUAAAAUUUGUUUUAGAUAUUUUUGCAAAGCCUCUUACUGAAUUGUUUGUCUUUACUAUGAAUUUAUGUGAAGUAUCAAAAGAUCCUAAACUUUACAUUAUAGUACUUACUCUGACUAAAAUAUUUUAUUCGUUAAAUUAUCAGGAUCUUCCAGAGUAUUUUGAAGACAACAUGCAACUUUGGGUUACGAAUUUCCAAAAAUUGUUGGAACUAGAAAUAAAAGAAUUAGAGACAGAAAGUGAAGAAGAAACUGGUGUGCUACAUCAAAUUCAAUCACAAAUUUGUGAAAAUAUAUCAUUAUAUGCUCAAAAAUAUGAAGAAGAAUUUUCAUCUUAUAUGCGAACAUUAGUUACAAUUAUUUGGAAGUUAUUAAUUAAGACUGGAUCACAACCUAAAUAUGAUACACUUGUCAUAAAUGCCUUACAAUUUUUAUCAACUACUGUUGCAAAGCCACAGUAUCGUGAUUUAUUUGAUGAUCCAUCAGUUUUCUCUGCUAUAUGUGAAAAAGUUGCUAUUCCUAAUAUGCAGUUUAAAGCAUCUGAUGAAGAAUUAUUUGAAGAUAACCCAGAAGAAUAUAUUCGAAGAGACAUUGAAGGUUCUGAUGUAGAUACUAGAAGAAGAGCUGCAUGUGAUCUAGUUAAAGUUCUUUCUAAGGAGUUUGAACAAGUGACCAUGUCUUCAUUUGGUUUAUAUAUAAAGUCUAUGUUAGAACAAUAUGCAGCUGAUCAACAAAAUUGGCGUAGCAAAGAUGCUGCUUUAUUUUUGGUCACAACGCUUGCAUCACGUGGAAGUACACAACGCCAUGGGACUACCAAAAUUAGUCAACUUGUUAAUCUAGAAGAAUUUACUACAAUGCAUGUAUUACCUGAGUUAGCAAAUACAAAUAUUAAUGGAAUGCCUGUGAUGAAAGCUGAUGCUAUUAAAUACAUAGUGACAUUCCGUAGUGUAUUACCUCCACAAGUUAUUGUUAGUACAUUACCAGCCCUCACAAAACUUUUAGAAGCCGAGAGUGUAGUGGUUAGGAUUUAUGCUGCUGCUGCAAUUGACAAAAUUUUACUUUUAAAACAACCUGAUACCAAAACUCCAGUGGUCACUGCUGAAAUAUUGUCACCAUUUGCAGAACAACUUAUUAAAUCUCUCUUUGGAAUUCUAACAAAACCAGGUUCUGAAGAGAAUAGUCACACAAUGAAAGCUAUAAUGAGAACAUUUUUCACUUUGAAACAACAAAUAAUUCCUCUCUUGGCUGAACUUUUGCCUGUAUUAACUGAUAAACUUGCAAUUGUUGCACGCAAUCCAAGUCAACCAGAAUUUAAUCAUUUUCUAUUUGAGACCAUUUCAUUUUGUGUAAAAUUGGUUUGUACUGUUACACCUGAAGGUGUGAGUUCCUUUGAAGGAGUAUUGUUUCCUAUAUUUCAAAUCAUUUUGCAGCAAGAUAUUUUGGAAUUUAUGCCCUAUACAUUCCAACUUUUGUCUCAACUACUUGAAUUUCAUAGUGUUGGUAAUGUGAGUGAGACUUACACAAUUUUGUAUCCAUUUUUAUUGACUCCUGCUUUGUGGGAGAAAACUAGUAAUAUUCACCCAUUAGUUAGACUUUUAAGAUCAUAUGUCCGUAAAACUUCUCCAGAAAAUUUUGAAAAGUCUUUGAAUAUAAAUGGACUUUUAGGUGUGUUCCAAAAACUUAUAGCAUCAAGAUCGCAGGAUCAAGAGGGAUUCAGAUUAUUGAAAACUAUGAUAGAGCAUUGUCCUAUGGAAGUUCUACAACCUCAAAUGAAAAAUAUAUUUGUUCUCUUGUUUCAACGACUAACUUCAUCUAAAACAACUAAAUUUAUCCGUGAACUUAUUGUAUUUAUAUUCUUCUGUGUCAUCAAAUAUGGAGCAACAUUUAUGGUGGAUCUUGUAGAUUCAAUUCAAAAUGGAAUGUUUGGUAUGUUAUUGGAGAAAAUUAUAUUGCCCGAUAUUCAAAAAAUAACUGGAAAUAUAAAUAAGAAAAUUGCAGCAGUUGGUAUUAUUAAAGUACUUACAGACACACCAAAAGUAAUUGAUGGACCAUAUGCACAGUUUUGGUCUCUUCUUCUCCAAUCUGUGGUUUGCUUGUUUGAACUUCCAGAAGAUGAAACAGUAUAUUCUGAAGAUAAACUACUUCAAGAUGACAAUGAUAAUUCAUAUGAAGCAGGUUACUCUCAGCUUGCAUUUGCAAGUGAAACUGAAUAUGAUCCUUUGCAAGGAGUAGAAGCAAAAUCGUUUCUAGCUCUAUCAUUAACAAAAAUAAUGAGCCAAAUACCUGGACGGAUUCCUGUAUUGAUGAGUCAAGGUCUCACUGAAGAGCGACGUGCACAAAUACAAAACUACUUAAUAAGCCUUAAUGUACAAAUGAUGUGAAACUUAUUAGUAACUCAUUGAAAGUUCCCAAAUACAUUUAGUUUUGAGUUUUGUAUUGAUUUAACCAUAUUAAUUAUAAAAAUUAUUAAUUAUUUGAUUAA